AUGGGAGUUUUUAACAUAUUUGGAAGUAAAUCAGGAUUUGAUCCAAAUAAAUUUGAGAAAGAAUUAAAUACAAUAGCUGAAAACAUCAAUAAAACAAAACAACAAUUGGUCAAACUAAAAAUUAAUAAAAAAUCAAUUAAUAAAAAAUUAUCAUUAUUCACAUUCAUAAUUUAUAUUUUAAUAUUUUUUUAUUCAUAUAUUUCUAUACCAAAUUCAACAAUUGCAACAAAUAAAAUUCAAAGAUUUUUAAAAGGUCAAUCAAAAUUUAAUUUUUAUUUAUUAAUUGGAUUUCCAUUAAUUUCAAUUUUAAUUACAAAACUAAUUAAUUUUAUAUUUAAAUAUUUAAUUAAAUCUCAAGAUAGUCAUUUAUCUAUUUUAAAACAAAAACAUAAAUUAAAAAUUGAAGAAUUAAAGAAAAUUACUAAAUAUAAUGAAACCAAUGAAUUAAUAAAUAAAUAUGACGAUAAACCAAAACCAAUACCCCAACAACAAUUUAUACCUAACUUACAACAACAACAACCAAAACAACCACAAAACAAUAAUAAAUCAAAUAAAUUAAGAAAUCAAGCAUUGAAAGAAUUACAUUUAAGUGAAGAUCAAUUGUCAUCAAAUCAACAAUCAUCAAUAUCUCAACAACAAAUACCACAACCACAAAGCACAAAUCCCCAACAACAAUCACCAAAUUCACCGAUUCACAAACGUAAUUUACAAGAUAAAUUAUUGGAUUUAUUUAUAGGAUCAGAUAAUUCAGAAAGUAUUGAACAAAGAUAUGCAUUAAUUUGUUCUCAUUGUUUUUCACAUAAUGGUUUAGCACCACCAAAUUGUGAUGAUCCAAAUAAUGUUAAAUAUCAAUGUUGGAAAUGUGGUGCAAUGAAUGGUAAAGGAAUGUUAUUUGACAAUCAAGAAAAUGUUUAUGAUAAUAAUAAUAAUGUUAAUAAUAAUAAUGAUAAUAAUAAACAAUCAAUUAAUAAUGAUGAAAAAGAAUUAAAAGAUAUUAAAAAUGAAAAAUCUGACAAUGCAUUACCUGAAAUGAUUGAAAUUACUAAACAUUUAGAGGAAAAACCAAAAGAUAAUGGAACAAAUGAAGAAUUAUCAGAAAAGGAAGCAGUACCUCAAAUCCCACCAAUUGAAUCUGAAACAAAAAAAGAUUAG
Molecule: messenger RNA, 1152 nt
Organism: Lodderomyces jiufengensis
Lineage: Eukaryota; Fungi; Ascomycota; Pichiomycetes; Serinales; Debaryomycetaceae
Exons: 1
Coding region: 1-1152 (383 amino acids)
Biological process (GO): endoplasmic reticulum tubular network organization
Cellular component (GO): endoplasmic reticulum tubular network
Source: RefSeq, a predicted model, not a curated record